This is a messenger RNA of Sporothrix schenckii 1099-18, 2709 nucleotides long. RefSeq lists its product as uncharacterized. The transcript has a single exon. Bases 1 to 2709 code for a protein of 902 amino acids. NCBI's taxonomy places the organism in Eukaryota, Fungi, Ascomycota, Sordariomycetes, Ophiostomatales, Ophiostomataceae. The record is from RefSeq and is a predicted model, not a curated record.
AUGUCGGUCCACAUCCACCUCGUCGACCAGCCGGAGUACUAUACCAAUCUUGACAUUAUCCACGGCGAAGUCAAGUUCUUUCUGUCUAAGCCAGAUGCCAUCGGCGCCGUCGUCGUCAAGCUCGAGGGCGAAUCGAGCACGUCGUUGACCGUCCCGCCCGUCGAGGACGAGGAGGGCUGGACGUAUAUGAACGAGUCCCUUCACGAUCUAGACCCGAGCCGGAACCCCGGCGGCACGAUUACACGGCCAGCGCCGGGCACUGUCGUGCAAGAAAACCACAAGAUUCUCUACCAAGUUGCCCAGGUGCACCCGCUCAAGACAGACGAGCCGCUCACAAGCAACACCCUGCCGGCCGGCCAGCACACGUUCCCCUUCCGCUUCAAGGUGCCCUUUAACAAUGCCUGUGCCGAUCCGGUGGCAUUGUCGCGUACGGGCGGCAUGGUCGACGUCGACGGCAAUGCCGAGAGCCCGAAUGGCGGCCCGCUUCGCUUCGGAGUCGGCAACAACGGCAUCCGCAUCAUGGACGGCACCAAGCAGCUGAUGUAUACCCACGUCAAGCAGACGCUUCCCCCGAGCUUCGCCGGCUACUUGAGCACCACAGAAACCACCGAGAUUCGGUACUUUGUCAAGGCCACUGUGCAGCGGCCGGGCAUGUUUCGGGGCAACUGGCGCAACUCGGUCGGCUUUAAGUUUCUGCCCAUUGAGCCCAUUCGGCCACCGCCGUCGACGCGCGAGAUGUUUGCGCGCCGGCCCUUUACCUUCCGCGACCGCGCUCCGCCGUCUGACGCGCCUCCCCUACGCAACUCCAAGAAGAAGACGAGCUUCUUCCGCAACAACAGCAGCUCGACACUCUCUUUGCCCGACAGCCAAGCAGGAGCGUCUGUGUCGCCCACAUCUCCCUCUUCGUCAUUGUCCACGUCGCCAAACACACUAAAGUUCCCUGUGAACGUCGCAUGCCGCGACGGUGUUACGCCUUCGAUUCAACUGAUCGCUUUGCUUCCAUUCCCCGCCAUUCUGACCUGCAACGAACCCCUGCCACUGCGCAUUGUCGCCCGCAAGCUUGAGGCCAGCCGUGAACAGGUCUACCUCACCUCGCUCGACAUUCGCCUCCUCGGCAGGACGCGGGUCAAGGGCCAGGACGUUGAGCAGACCAAGACAGCCACCUGGAUCAUCAUGACACGACUCGGCCUUACGAUUCCCGUAUGCGACCCGGACGCCCCUGUCGACAGCGAAUUGGAGCUACCCGACGACAUGUGGCGCCACAAUGCCCUACCAAACACCGUGAUGCCCGGCUUCGUGACAUGCAACAUCAGCCGCGAUUACCAGCUCGAGAUCCGCGCAGGCCUGUGUUGGAGCGUGCUGCCCAUAGACUCAGGUCCGCCGUUGGCAUCCGAGUCACUAACUGAUCAGCCAAGCAGCGGCCAGCUUUCGAAAAAGGAGUUGAAGGAGCAGUUGAAAGAGCAAAAGAAGGAGCAAAAGGCGGCCAUGAAGGCCAUGAAGGUCAUGAAGCCUCGGCCCGCGCACUUGCUUCCUCAGACUAUCAUUCUGCCUCUCACAUUCCACUCCGUACAGGUGUACUCUGGGAUCAAGCCAAACAAGAUGCUCAUCGACGCCGUCGAACGGCACCGCCAAAAUGCGCGUAUGCGGCAAGAACAAAUGCGGCGGGAAGGCCGGCCUUCACUGCCCGACACACGGCUACACCAGCCGUUUCAGCACCAGCUUCACCAAAACCCAUACCCAAAUGUCGACCCAAGCCAACCGCCAACGCCUGUCCGACAGCUAUCCCGGGCGACCACAUUCCCUGCGGAGAGUCCCUAUAGCCGGUACCCAUCACUUGCACACGUGGGCCAGCAACAUACGCCACUGCAGCAACUCCCUCAGCAGCAAUAUAUGCAGCAACCGUUCCAACACCCACUACAACAACCACAGCAUCCCCAUCCAUCGCAGGAGGUAGAACGACCCGUUUUCGAAUUGAGCUCCGAUCCGGUACCGGCACCGGCAGUGGCCCCGCGACCGAACGGCUCGGCGUACGUGGCCCCACAAUCGUCAUCGCCCUCCUCCACCCCGUCUGUUCCACCACCGUCCGUUCCAGGCGCCGUCGAAGUGUCAGGUCUGCCCGUUAUCCGCCGGCGGCCUGUUCCGCAGAAUUUUGCCGCGCAGCAGAGGGAAGAGCAGCAGCAGCGGCAGAACCGGGAGAAGUUCCCGUCGGGUGAAGACCCUGCCUCGGCGCAGUCGCACGGCAUCGGACGCAUGCACGGCUCUGUCAGCUGGCAUGGUCCCAACCAGCACUUGCACAUGCACCGUCGACAAACGUCGGUCGACCCGCUGUACCCACCGCAGUUGCGGCCCGGCGAAGAGCCUGCGGCCAUGCUGCCGACGGCACGCUCGUCUUCGACCGGCUCGGCGCUCACGCCCACGAGCUCGGGCGGCGCCAGCGGCGGCAUCGUGGCUCAGAACGGCGAGGUGCUGGUGACGUACAAUGGCGUUGUCUCGUCCAUGGCGCCGUCCGUAGCAUCUGCCAUCAACGCGUUUGCAUUUACCGACGGGGACACGGCCAGCAUCUACCAAGAGCCGCCACCGUCGUACGACGAAGCGAUGGCCGACACGGCGGCGGCCAUGGGGCUCAACGACAAUGACAGCGGCGGCGCCGCGAUGCGGCCAGCGUUUAGUGGGGAGGCGAACGCCAUUACGAUGCCGUCCAGCUCGUGA